Messenger RNA from Cucumis melo (muskmelon), 1245 nucleotides. RefSeq names its product protein BREAKING OF ASYMMETRY IN THE STOMATAL LINEAGE. The transcript has 4 exons. The coding region runs from base 451 to 1179 and encodes 242 amino acids. Lineage: Eukaryota; Viridiplantae; Streptophyta; Magnoliopsida; Cucurbitales; Cucurbitaceae. Gene Ontology annotation, biological process: regulation of asymmetric cell division. The record is from RefSeq and is a predicted model, not a curated record.
AAGCUGAUAUUGAAAUUUGAAAUCACUUCUAACAUUUUUAAUUUCUUGCAUUUAAAUCAUUGUUAAAAUAACAAAGAAUAACUUCUUGUUUUCUUAAUUUAUUAUUAUUAUUUUGAUUAAGAAUUAAUUCAAUUUUGACAGUUUUGGUUUUAGCCAAUAAUCAAAAUCUCCACAAAUUCCUCCAUUUUAAAGCAUAACUUUAGCAAAAUAACUAAUUAAUUAUCAAUCUUCCAAUUGUAACUUCCACCAUAAUUCAAUCACUUCAUUUCAAAUUCAAAUCUUACUCUCUCUCUCAUUUCUCUCCCAACAAAACUUUGUUAUUGUAAUACACCAAAAACUGUACAAUCAAAUGGUAACUUAAAGAUUGGCCUUUUUGGUUCACUUAUCUUUCUUAUAUUCAUAGUAAGUUUUUCAUUUUAUCUUCGAUACUUCACUUCAACAUUACCUCCAAUGCAAAAAACGAGUGUUGUUUUUGACAUGAUGAGUAUUACCUCGAAAGGUAAAGGGAAUUGCAAGAAGAUGUCGAGACACAGAAAGCGCUCCUUGCCACAAGCUAAAGAUAUUGUUGUCGAAAAGAAGACGACGAUGAUGGAUAGUUCAAGUAGGCCACAGUUUGAAGAUGAAGAUUAUAUUGUCUUCUGUUUCAAAGAAGAUGGAGCAUUAGAUGUUAUAAAGAAUGGGAAUAAUUCACAAACUUCUCAUUACAUUGAUUUGGUUUCAACAAGUUCUAGACCAGUUAGUAGGAAGCUUAAUUAUAGUGAAUAUGACAAAGCAGCCAAAAGAUACAACAACGGAGAUCACAUUAUAUCACCUCAAAAGGAAGAUGAAGGAGAAGAAAUGAAGAAUAUUCACAUGGAUAAAGAAGAGAACAGAAUGGCAAAUCACAACCAGCUGAUAGAUAACAAUUCGAUUGUCGCAGUGCCUACCGAAUCAAGUGACUCAAAUUAUUCAGAUGUGGCAAGUCACAACCAGAUGAUUGAUAACCAUCCAAUCGUGGCAGUGCCUACAGAAUCAAGCGACUCGAAUUAUUCAGAUGUUAGCAACGGAUCCUUCGCGUUUCCUGUGUUGGGAUGGGAGUGGAGUGGAAGUCCAGUGCAAAUGCCAAAAUCGAAAGGUUUGCAGCUGAGAAAGCACAAAGUGGGGUGCGUAGGAGGAUUUCUGUUCUGUUGUAAAUUCUAAAAGAAAUUAGGAUUUCAUUUAACUCAAUGUUAUUCAAAUCAUAAACAAGAUUUUAGUUUGUUUUUA